UCGUUACUGAAUCGGCUAAGAUUAGUAGAUGACACCAUAUCCUCUACUCUCAUCUUCAUCUUCCCAACCCCCUCAAACCUACCUGCAAAUGAACUCCAUCACCUUGCAAGGCGUUCAUAUCUUCCAGCUUUCUCCGUAUGUUCAAGUUCGCCGCAGAAGCCCCGCGGUUUUCAAAUUCAACCUCAGCCACUUCCCCCGACCUUCUCCGCGACGCUCGAGUAUCCUCCGCUCCCGGAAGUACCCCAAUUUCGAGGUGGUUCGGUGCUCGAUUCGGGAAGGUAGAGUCUUGGAGCUCGAGGAUGCAGCAUUGAUAGUGUCGACUUGUAUUACUCGGAUGUUUCCUCCGGCAUUGACGCUGGAGCAAGGGUUGGAGAAGAUUGAAGAAGCUGUUGAGGAGUUGAAGGCGAACCCUCCUGCUUGUGCUUUUGGGAUGCUAAGAUUUCAGGUUGCAGUUCCACCUAGUCCAAAGUCUUUGAACUGGUUCUGCUGUCAGCCAGAGUCAUCAGCAGUGUUUCCAAUAAUCUUUCUUUCCAAGGAGAGGGACAAUCCGACCUAUAAAUCACUUGCUUUGGGUAGAACUCAUGGAGUCUUUGGAAUUGGUUCUGCAAUCAACUUCAAGGGCCCUUCUUCAACCACUGCUGGAGAAUUGAGUGAAAGUGGAAGAUAUGUUUCCAUUGAUCCAAAACUUAUAGUGGCUUAUGGAUUUUUCGGUAUUGAUUCUGAUAAACUGCUGUCUUUCAUGAAGCAUGAGGCUGGCUCAGAUUACUUUUUUGUUCCCCAGAUUACAUUAGAUGAGGUUGGAGGUACUUCAAUCUUGGCUGUGCAACUGGCAUGGAAUGAUUCAUCUAUGUGCAACUUUGAAGAGGCUCUUCAAACAUAUGAUGUCUCUCUUCUCCAGGCCAAACAUAGCUGUUGCACCAAAUCAGGAGGAUGCAGCAGCAAACACAUUAGCAGUACUCUUGGGAAAUUUAACACACUAGGGGAUGAAAAUAUCCAAAUGGUAUGCAUCACUCCACUCCAGCUGGUUAGAAAUUAUCUUGGACCAAGCAAUGUGGAACUGAAAGAGGUUACGUGCUGUUCCAGUCAGUUCUUCGUGAGGCUUUCACCCUCUUUGACUAUUGCAAAUAACAUGUGUCACUGCAAUCAUCUAAAUGAAGUUGAGUACAUAAAGCAAAAAUGGGCCAACAUUAAUUUCUUGUGGGCAUCUCUUAUAAUUGAAGAAUGCAACCGACUUGGUUUAACGUAUUUUUGUAUAGCUCCAGGCUCAAGGUCAUCUCCCCUAGCAAUUGCCGCUUCUACUCAUCCAACUACAACUUGUAUUGCAUGCAUAGAUGAGCGUUCACUUUCAUUUCAUGCUGUUGGUUAUGCCAAAGGUUCGCAGAGACCUGCAGUUGUCAUAACAUCAUCAGGCACGGCAGUUUCAAAUCUCCAUCCUGCUAUUGUUGAGGCAAGUCAAGAAUUUGUCCCACUUCUCAUUCUUACAGCGGAUCGUCCUCCAGAGUUGCAAGAUGUUGGAGCAAAUCAAGCCAUCAAUCAGGUCAACCACUUUGGUCCAUAUGUAAGGCAAUUUUUCAAUUUACCUACACCAACUGAUGAUAUUUCUGCAAGGAUGUUGCUUACCACAGUUGACUAUGCUGUUCAUAUUGCAACCUCUUCACCAUGUGGUCCAGUCCAUAUCAACUGCCCAUUUCGGGAACCACUAGAUAAUAGUCCAAAAACAUGGAAAGAUUGGUGUUUAAGUGGGUUAAAUGUUUGGAUGUCAACCGCUGAACCUUUUACUCGCUACUUUCAAGUCCAACAUCCAUUUGAAUGCAGCUAUGCUGACACAGACAUGGCUGAGGUUUUGCAAGUGAUACAAAUGGCAAAUAAAGGCCUUUUAUUGCUUGGAGCUAUUCAUGGAGAGGAUGAUGUAUGGGCAGCGCUUCUCCUUGCCAAACACCUUUCAUGGCCAGUUGUAGUUGACAUCUUGUCAGGUCUACGUUUGCGGAAGUACAUUGAUCAUUUUCCUGGAAUUGAAAAUAAAGUCUUGUUCAUUGAUCAUCUAGACCAUUUACUCCUCUCAGAUUCAGUCAAGGACUGGAUGCAAGCUGAUGUGAUAAUUCAGAUUGGAAGUCGUAUUACAAGCAAGCGUAUCUCACAAAUGUUAGAGAGUUGCUUCCCAUGCUCAUAUAUAAUGGUUGACAAACACCCAAGUCGUCAUGAUCCUCAGCAUAUUGUAACACAUAGGAUACAGACUACUAUCACUCGUUUCACAAACUGUUUACUUAAAGCUUGUGUACCACAUACUGGCAACCGAUGGAGAGGCUUUCUGCAAGUAUUGAAUACGACGGCUGCCUGGGAGAUAUCCUUGUUAAUCAAUUCUGAGAACUCCCUCACUGAACCUUAUGUUGCACACAUCCUUCUGGAAGCUAUUUGCUCUGAAUCUGCUAUCUUCUUUGGAAACAGCAUGCCAAUCCGUGAUGCAGACAUGUAUGGAUGGAACGGGCCAGAAUGUGACCAUAAUUUGGCCAUCAUGAUGGGGUCAGGGUCUUGUCACUAUAUACAAGUUGGUGCUAAUAGAGGUGCUAGUGGUAUUGAUGGUUUGCUAAGCACUGCUAUUGGUUAUGCUGUUGGCUGCAACAAAAGACUUCUUUCUGUAAUUGGAGAUGUUUCUUUUCUGCAUGACACAAAUGGAUUGUCCUUGUUGAGACAAAAUAUUCCAAGGAAGCCAAUGGCAAUAGUUGUCAUAAACAACCAUGGUGGAGCAAUCUUCAGUCUUCUCCCUGUGGCAGGCAAUACCGCAAGAAACAUUUUAGACCAGUACUUUUACACAACUCAUGAUGUUUCAGUUCGGAAUCUAUGCAUGGCACAUGGUGUGAAACAUGUACAAGUAGGGACAAAGAUGGAUUUAAGAGAUGCUUUAUUCACUUCUAAAACACAAAAUGAAGAUUGCGUCAUUGAAAUUAAUAGCUCCAUUGAUGACAAUGCAUCCUUUCAUAGUACUUUGAGAAAAUUUACACGCCAAGCUGUGGAUCAUGCUUUGAGCAGCCUUUCAAGGAUUUCAGUUUCAGGUUUUUUGGUUGAUGGCUUCAUGCUCUACAAAGUUGGUAAAAUGGAAUAUUCCCUUUAUAGAGUUCAGCUGUGCUCUCCUCCUACUUCAGCUUCAGCCAGUAACAAAUCUUCUGCUUUCUUCCGAGAAGGCUUUAUAAUAAGUUUGUCUCUUGCAGAUGGUGGCACUGGUUUUGGGGAGGUAGCACCUCUAGAGAUUCACAAGGAAAACCUGUUUGAUGUUGAAGAGCAACUCCAAUUCCUCACUCAUUCUAUUGAAGGAGUUACAAUUCAACAUUUUCUUCCUUUGCUGAAAGGUUCAUUCUCUUCAUGGUUGUGGCAUACUUUAGGAAUUCUGCCAAGUUCAAUCUUUCCAAGUGUCCGGUGUGGCCUGGAAAUGGCUGUUCUCAAUGCUAUUGCAGCUAGUGAAGGUUCUAGUUUAUUGAAUAUACUCCACCCACAAACAAUAGAGUUAUCUGGGAGGCCAUUAGAUGUCAAAAUUUGUGCACUUCUUGAUGGUAAUGGGAGUCCAAAAGAGAUUGCUUGUAUGGCAGCUGAUCUUGUAAAAGAGGGUUUUACAGCUCUAAAGCUUAAGGUUGCACGCCAUCAUGAUCCCAAUCAAGAUGCUUCAGUUGUACAGGAGAUACGAAAGAAAAUUGGUGGAGAAAUUGAACUUCGUGCUGAUGCAAACCGGAAUUGGUCCUAUGAGGAAGCCAUUCAAUUUGCUCAUUCUGUAAAAGAUUAUUGUCUGCAGUAUAUUGAGGAACCUGUUAAUAGUGAAGAAGAUAUAAUCAAGUUUUAUGAAGCAACUGGCUUACCUGUGGCUCUGGAUGAAACCAUCAACAAUUAUAGAGAAAAUCACUUUGAAAUGCUUUCAAAGUACACACAUCCUGGGAUAGUUGCAUUUGUUAUCAAGCCAAGUGUCAUUGGUGGCUUUGAAAAUGCAGCACUGGUUGCCCGAUGGGCUCAGCAGCUAGGGAAGAAUGCUGUUAUCAGUGCCACAUAUGAAACUUCCCUGGGUUUAUCAGCUUAUGUUCAGUUCUCCCGUUUUAUUGACCUGCAAAACCUAGAUAUACUUCGAAUCACUAGUAAGGAAGAAAGUCUGUCAAUUGCCCAUGGUCUUGGAACUUACAAAUGGUUCAAGGAAGAUGUGAGCACACUGCCAUUAGUAACUCGUUGUAAUCCAUCCUAUGGUUUUAUGGAGGCAUCUAUUGCUGAUGCUGAUCGACUCCUCAAGGAAUUUCAAUUCAAUCAGAAAGCAGUUGUUCGCAGUUCUACUAAUGCAGAAAUUUCUACAUAUCAGUUGAAAACUGACCUGGACAGUGUUUCCAUCUCCAUUAAUGUCCAUGAGAUUGGAGAAAGUGCAAAUAAUAAUGUUAUUGUCUUUCUGCACGGUUUCCUUGGAACCAGUGAAGAUUGGAUUCCAAUCAUGAAAGCCAUGUCAGGCUCUGCCAGAUGCAUUUCAAUUGACCUCCCUGGCCAUGGCAGAUCAAAGCUGCAAGAUCGGGCUGGUAAUGAUGUUAUGGACGAAUCAACUUUUUCAAUCGAAGCCAUUUCCACUAUCUUGUGCAAUUUGCUUGGCAAAUUACAUCUCAAGAAAGUAAUCCUUGUUGGAUACUCCAUGGGAGCCAGGAUAGCAUUAUACAUGGCACUAAGGUGCAAUGCCACGGUUGAAGGAGCUGUCAUAAUCUCUGGAAGUCCUGGACUAACAAAUCCAGUAGAACGAAAAUUGCGCAGAGCCAAGGAUGACUUUACUGCAUCAUUCCUGGUUUCUUCAGGCCUGGAAUCAUUUAUAGACAGUUGGUAUGCUGGGGACCUCUGGAACAGUUUAAGAUGUCAUCCACACUUCAAGAACAUAGUUUCCACCCGCUUGCAACACGAUAAUCUGGAAACUCUCGCGAGAGUUCUGUCUGACUUGAGCAUUGGCAGGCAGCCGCCAUUAUGGGAAGACCUGGAACACUGCAAACUACCACUUCUACUCAUAGUUGGAGAAAGAGAUGCCAAAUUCAAGACCAUUGCUCAGAAGAUGCACGAUGAAAUCAACCAAAAUGCAACUAUAGAUUGUCCAGAAAUGAUUGAAAUCCCUUCCUGCGGGCAUGCAGCACACCUUGAGAAUCCGCUUCGGGUCAUCAGUGCAAUAAGCCAGUUCAUGAGGAAGGUGAAGAACAUGGUUGAUUAAAGCCAGAUAUUACAAGUUCUGGUAACUCGAAUCCUAAGAGUUAUUAUUGCAGUGUAAACUUAUUUAAGCUUUUGUGUUCACCUUGUUCAUUUCAUUGCGAAAUGAAUGUCUAGCACAAUACAUAUGAAUAUUUAGUUGUGAACUGAAGAUGGUAUGACUAUGAAUUUAUAUUGACACUUGGAUA
Messenger RNA from Ipomoea nil (Japanese morning glory), 5390 nucleotides. Its product is annotated as protein PHYLLO, chloroplastic. The transcript has 28 exons. Gene Ontology annotation, molecular function: 2-succinyl-6-hydroxy-2,4-cyclohexadiene-1-carboxylate synthase activity; 2-succinyl-5-enolpyruvyl-6-hydroxy-3-cyclohexene-1-carboxylic-acid synthase activity; thiamine pyrophosphate binding. The coding region runs from base 29 to 5206 and encodes 1725 amino acids. Lineage: Eukaryota; Viridiplantae; Streptophyta; Magnoliopsida; Solanales; Convolvulaceae. Gene Ontology annotation, biological process: menaquinone biosynthetic process; amino acid catabolic process. The record is from RefSeq and is a predicted model, not a curated record.